Molecule: messenger RNA, 516 nt
Organism: Phalaenopsis equestris
Lineage: Eukaryota; Viridiplantae; Streptophyta; Magnoliopsida; Asparagales; Orchidaceae
Exons: 2
Coding region: 159-416 (85 amino acids)
Source: RefSeq, a predicted model, not a curated record
GACGUAUUCAGGGCGGGUCAUGCCUUUAGAAAAAAAUAUUUUUUUUAUUUGGAUGCAAUAAUUGUCCCAAUUAUUUUUUAUUUAUCCUUCCUGGUCGUCCACCAGCUCUUCUUCAUCUCAUCUUAAUCCGGCGGCAGGGAUCGGCGAAACCUCCGGCGAUGUGUCCCCUCCGCUUCAUUCUCAUGUUCCUCUCGGCCACGCUUGCUGGAUUCUUCGCCUGGAAGUCAAUCCACUCACCCUCUCCUUGCGCUGUCUUGGAAGUUCCUGAUGGGGAAGCGCAUUCUGAAGGCAGAUCGAAGGAGCAUGGCGGCUUUCAAUUUCGAAGGAUUAUUGGAGAUGGCAUCUGGGUAUUUUGGGAUAUGGCAAGUGGAAGAUACCUUUGGAGGAUGCUCAAGAGAAGUGAAGGAGAUGAAUAAUCAUGAAGGACUACAGGCUCAUUGUAUCUUGCUUAAUCUUUCCAGCCAUUCUUCCUUCUACUGAACUGUAAUUGAGUUGUGUUUAUGAAGUACAGUUAAC